AUGGACCGCGAAAUCACUUUCGAGCACCGGAAAGUCACUUUCAUGGACACAGGACUAGCGAAAUCUGCAAAUGAAUUUUCUACACAAAGAUCUCAAGCUGUAGUGACGCUCCGGAAACAAAAGCGGCAAGAAUCAAUCAGAUAUAAAAGACUCAAACAAACGACCUCGCCAAGUUGCAAUCUUUCGCUUGACAAAGUUCUCAAUGAGCUUGAUAUAAGCAAGGUCUCAACAGUGAAAAACCUCCGCAAGCUGCUUUCAUAUCAGAAAUUCGACUUCAAUAAGCUGGUGCAGAUGUGCCCGAAUAUCAUAGAAAUACUCACCCCAGGGCUUAACAAUCCACAAUCAGAGCUUGCUUUUGAAGUAUCCUGGUGCCUUACAAACUUAGCAUUGGGUCCUUCGUAUUUGAUUAUGGGGGAUUCCUUCACACUAUGCUUACACUAUGAAGACUUUUUUUACCUCCUUUUUUCUCAUCUUUUUUUUUUUGCUUAUACUUUUUGGAAUCUUCACUUAUUUUGGCUUGCUUUUUCACCUAUUUUUUUUGCCUAUUUUUUUGGCCUAACAGCAAAUGAAUUAAAAAGAUUAAAGAUAUAUAAGGAAAAAAUAGAUCAAAAUAAAUAGUGACAAAAAAAGGCCCAAAAUAAGCUAAGAAAAUAGGCCCAAAAAUAUUGGCAAAAAAAAAUAGGCAAAAAAAAAAGGUAAAAAAAAAAUCGUUGUGGAUUAGGCACCGUGUGAGUUUAAGAUUUAUGGAGAUCUCCAAGCUUAUCCCAGCUAUCAGUGCUUUUAUCAUUAACCCGGUCAAUAAAAUGCUAGCUGAGCAGGCUUGUUGGGUAUUAGGAAACUUAGCAGCUGAUUCUUUUGAUUUGAGAAAUGGGAUUCGGCAGGUUUGUGGCUUGGUGAAAGGAAUUUCAGCGCUUUUACAGUUUAAAAUCCCAAGUUUGAGCGCGAUUACUUGCUGGACACUUUGUAAUUUGGGUAAAAUAAAAAAGGACUAAAUUUUAGUAUUUUUCCUAUAAAAGUGACUGUAAAUUAUCAUUGGAUGAUAUUUAACGAUUACCCGUAAUUUGAUAAGAGGGUCAAAUCCUGAUAUUUCUCUUUUUGUGGAAAAUGGAGUGAUUUUCCCAGUUUUAGACUUGACUCAGAGAGACCCAAACUCUGAUCAGUGUAUAGAAGCUUUAUGGUUCUUGUCACUUCUUACAAAUAACACAUCUCCAGAAGCUUUUCAGCAGAUUUUUAAAGAAGAAAAUAUUUCAAGAUUUUUCUUGAUAUUAAGCUCAGCAAAUGACCCGAAAUUGAUAAUCCCGAUAUUGAGGAUCUUUGGGAAUGCGUUUUUAUAUUAUCCUUAUAUAGACUAUCUUUUUAAUAGGAAUUUUAUUGAGUUAUUGAUAUACUAUUUCACUAUAAAUUGGCUUAGAUCUUGCUAGGCAAAUUUAUUUAUAGAAAAAAAGCUUCAUUAAACGUAAUUUACUAUACAAUUUCUGAGCACUGAGAGCAGCCAAAUCCAAAGAGAAACAGCAUGGCUUAUUUCAAAUAUCGUUUCAUGCCCCAGAGAAUAUAUUGAUAUACUAAUGAGUUCAAAUUUAAGCAACGAAAUCCUUGAUUUAUUAAUAUGGCUUCUCGAUAACGACGCAGGAGAUAUUAAAGCUGAAGCUGGAAUUGCACUGUACAAUAUCUGUGAAGUCCAAUCAUCAAAAUAUUUGCUAAAUUAAAUUAAACAGUCUUAUGGUUUAGCAGAUUUGAUGUCUCCGCACGCUUGCGGCCACCGGAUCUUGCUUGCCAGGUUAUAUCUGUUACCCCCGAACCCCCAUCAACAGCAGUCUACUCCCAGGUCUAAGGGCUCGCACUAUGUCCCUUAGUUUUGAUGGGUUAGAAAGACCCCUAGGUGCUGUACGUCUUGCAGAUGCUAUGAAGGUAAAGGAUAGCCCAAUACCUCCUCUUGGCCACCUUGAGGAAGGGUGACACUCAGGAAAAAAGAGCCAUGGUCCUGGAAUUGGCAGGGAAAAGACCUGUGACCCAAAAUCCAUCUGGAUAACUAAUAAUUGGACUGAAAUGACAACCAGCUGACUCCCAAAGUCAUCCACCACAUGCAGCAGCUAUACAGUGUGCUUAGGAUUAGAUCAAAGGGUCUGAGCCUUGGUUUAGGUUAUAAAGCCAUUUGAUGCCCACAGUGGUGCGUCGUCGGUAAGGACAUAUUUUGUCGCCACCCGCCAUAUUAAUUAUAUGUUUGCUUAGGAUCCUCAGGAAAAAAGGAGAAAGACUUAUAAGCUUUUAUCAAGAGGUUAUAAAUAAUGUCCCUAUGUGGCUGAAGUUGGGAAUCCAAGCGAUUUACGAUGUUGAUUUGCUGAAAGCGAGCCUCGGAUUUUGCCAAAUUUGCUUUGAAUUUUCUAUACAAAAUCAGCUUGAUAUUCCAGAAGAGACUUAUAGUGCGCUGAAUAGUUCGGAUCUCCGUGAAGCUUUGGAAAACUGCUACUUUGUAUUUAAAGAUCUUAGGGGACAGAAUGAGCAGUUCAUGAAAGUAUUUUGCUCAGAUUUACUGAAGAGGUAUUGUGAGGGGAACCAAGGUUUUACUUUUACUUAA
Molecule: messenger RNA, 2575 nt
Organism: Blepharisma stoltei
Lineage: Eukaryota; Ciliophora; Heterotrichea; Heterotrichida; Blepharismidae
Source: the annotation of a GenBank genome assembly